Messenger RNA from Maylandia zebra (zebra mbuna), 4416 nucleotides. RefSeq names its product microtubule-associated protein 7b (gene map7b). The record is from RefSeq and is a predicted model, not a curated record. Gene Ontology annotation, cellular component: microtubule cytoskeleton. NCBI's taxonomy places the organism in Eukaryota, Metazoa, Chordata, Actinopteri, Cichliformes, Cichlidae. Gene Ontology annotation, biological process: microtubule cytoskeleton organization.
UUGUGGAUUAAGUCUUCUUUUCUAAGCCAGACUGCAAGAGCUCAUCCUACAAGAGACUCACUCACUCUGUUUUACUCUCUCUAUGCCAUUGCAGGGAGUAUGGACUUGGCUCAAUGAGUUGCUCUGUUUGUCUCUUCCACGCUCUCCUUCAUCCACCACAUUUACUUUCCUCCAUCUCCACCGCCUUUUUUCCCCUAUCUCCUUACUCAUGUUUCUUCUUCUCUCUGUCGCUUCUUCCUGCUGUCUUAAAGUCAGAGCAGCAACCUGAAGAAAAUUGCUGUUAGCACUAGCUAUUAGCUACCUACGUCUUAGAGAAGGUGGCUUUUAGGGGUGACCUCGUCCAUCAUCAUCCUCUGGCAUUCAGGACAGACCUCUUCCCCCACCUCCCAUCCUCACCCAGCAUCACAGGGUGGGAUGGGACGGGGUUGGGUGAGUUAGGCUGGGGCUCAAGGGUUAGCAACAGGGUAGGCAAUGCCAGAUAGUAAAGGACGUGGGGAAAGAGGAGGUGGAGGUGGGUGUUUGCAAGGGAAGUGGAGGCUGAGGAAGCGAGGUAACCGUUCAGCUAUCCCAGCACUUUUCACCAUCACUGAGGAGGAGGAGGUACAGAGACGAAGAGAUGCUUGCAAGAGAAAGACAAAAGCAUCGUACUCUCACUUUAAGUCAGAGGAUGGCACCGUGUCUUCAACCACCCGUCCCAGCUCUGCAGGCUCUGGGCAGACCUACACUCCCAGCCUGACCCCUACACCCACUCCUACACCUAGUCGCACCACCAACAGCAACAGCCCCAGUAACAAUGCUGGCACCAAAACAGACUCGCUGCUCUUCAACAAGAUUGACGAGAGACUUAGGUUGGCCCGUGAGCGCCGGGAGGAGCGUGAAAAACAGAAUGCUGCCAAGGAGGCCCAGUGGCAGGCCCGUGAGGAACGAGCCAGGCAGCACUAUGAGAAACACGUUGAGGAGAGAAAGAAAAAGCUGGAGGAGCAGCGGGUAAAGGAGGAAAAGAGACGGGCUGCCGUGGAGGAGAAACGUCGGCAAAAAAUAGAGGAAGACAGGGCUCGUCAUGAGGCAGUGAUUCGCAGGACUAUGGAGAAGAGCCAGAAAACCAGACAGAAGGCCAACCGUUGGUCUUGGGGAGGAACUCUGCAGACAAACACUCCCUGCACAACAGCUGAUGCUGAUAGGCGCUCAGUGUCCACAAUGAAUUUAUCCAAGCAUACAGACCCUGUCAUUACCAAGCGCCUCUCUUGCUCCUCUGCCACACUCCUGCACUCACCAGAUCGAGGACUGCGCCGCCUUCCACUGACGCCAUGGGAGAGCAACAUGGUGAACCGCCUGCAGCAGCCAACACACUCCUAUCUGGCCCGCAGCCGCAGUGCAGUGAGUCUGUCAGGAGACCAAUCAGCCAUGCCUGUGUGUCCUCGCUCAGUUUCCUGCCACCCCAUGGGCUCAAUGUCCUUCAAGGCCCUGCAGGCACAGCCACUGCCUCACUGUCGCAGCCAGGAGAGGAACUUCAGCAGGGACGCAGCUUCCUCGUCUUUAAACACCCCGCGCAGGAGGACAACCGGAACAACACAGCGGCAAAAAGACCGUGACAGUGUCAGGAAGUCAUGGAGCAACCUGACACUUCCACUUGCUCCUGUUCUCUCAUUGCCCCCAAGCAAGCGCUCCUCUUCCCCAAUCAAAAAGAGCGGUAAAGUGACAGCACCCUCUCCUGGCAGACCUCCACAGAAACCAGUGGGGCGACCUCCAACCCCCAAGUUACUAAAGUCUCCAGGGGCAGAAGAUCCUGGAAAUCUUCGUCCUGUCAGGAUCACACCUGAGAGUUCCCACCCUUCAACACCCAGAGGAGAGGAGGAUGAUGAGCAGGUCCUCAGCCCUCCUCAGCCUCGACCUCAGCCACUGGGUCAGAACAAGAGCUCAAAUGAGCAAACGGCAACCAGCGAGAGUGUAAGCAGUCCACCAGCUCACAAGCCUUCAGCGGGCACCACAGACCCGGAGGAGGCGAGUCGUAUCCUGGCCGAGAAACGACGGCUGGCCCGCGAGCAGAGAGAGAGGGAGGAAGAAGAGCGCAGGCGACAAGAGGAGCAGGCAAGAUUAGCAAAGGAGGAGUUGGCUCGCCGAAAGGCAGAGGAGAGAGCAAGGAGAGAAGAGGAGGCUCAACGCCAGGCCGAGGAGAGGAGGAAGAAGGAGGAGGAAGAGGAGAGAAAGGCAGAGGAAGAAAGACUUCGGAAAGAGCGAGAAGAGGCAGAGAGACUACAGAAACAGAAAGAGGAGGAAGAGGCUCGACAGAGAGAGGAGGCAGAGCGACUGAGGCAGGAGAGAGAGAGGCACUUCCAGAAAGAGGAGGCUGAACGACUGGAGAGAAAGAAGCGUCUUGAGGAGAUCAUGAAGAGAACACGGCGUUCAGAGACAACUGAAAAGAAGGUCAGAAAUGGAGACAAUGCAGUGAACCCGACCUCUCCUGCUGCGUCAGCAGCAACUGAGACACCAAGACACAAUAGUAACGGCAACUUAAGCCAACCAGAUCCCACCCCAAACCCCAACACCACAGCACUGAGCCAUCCUGACCAGAGGGAGAAUGGGGAGUUUGAAGAGGUGCUUGUACUGCCUUCACAUUCCAGGUUGUCUCCUCCUGAAGGAGAGGAGGAGCAACAGCAACAGCAGGAGGACAACAGAGUUCCUGUCCUAGCCUUCUCAGAGAAUGGUCUACUGAAACCUCUAAGCAGAGUAGACGAUAUAUCAGCCCAGCAGGGAGCAGAUGUUGCCUGAUGCCCUGAUGCAACAUGACGAUUCCACACCCACAGACAUGAAGGAGAGGUCAAACAGAGAGGUGAAGUACAGAGCUGUUGGACUGAAUCAGUAGGACAACUCUCAGCACUAGAUUCUUCCUUUCUUCCUCUCCUGUGACAGAAGAGCACUGUUCCCAAAGAUGAUGUCUCCAAACAUCUUGCAAGGGCAUCACUGAGAGAGAUUACUCUUCCCUCAUCCUGCACUCUGUGGGGCAAAGCUUGUUUUUCUGUAUCUGAACAUGAUUACACUUGGUCAUCAUGUAUGUUCUGUGUAUAGCCACAGGUUUCCCUGAUUCUUAAAUGAAUGUCCUGAAAUCACAGCAGGGCAUUGAGGCAUUGAGUGUGUAUAGUCUUGUGAUGUGUGUGAUUGAGAGCGCGAAUGAGAAACUGACAAAGAUGUAAAAACUAAGAUCAGCUGUCAGUCAGCAGCUGUGAUACUUGAACAUUUUUGAACUAUUUUUCUGUAGACAGAUUGUGAUCAGCGAUGGGACUUUAGCUCAGGCCCCAAUCUAGCUUCGUUUAUGAAUUUUUGUCUCUAACUGGAACCUUAUGGUUCUCACAAGGUAAUAUUUCUGCAGAAAUGUGAGAAAUAAAGUGUGCUACAGGAAUAAUAUCAGUGCAUGAAGUUGUAUUAAGACUAAUGCAAAAAAAGGUAUGUCAUGUAAUAUACUUUACUGUUUCUACAGUGUUUAAACUAGGUUAUUACUGGGGUGGAACACGUGCUGGAGUAUUAUGACUUUAGGUUUAAUAAUGACAAAAAUGAACAUACUGUCAUCUGAAAACUGAAAAUGUAGGGUAUAAACGUCAGAUUUUUCUUCAAAUUGCUGUACAGAUAAAAUGAUUUGUCGUCAUUGUCUUUAUGUUCAAAUUUACAAAAACGUGCUUCAUUAUUAAGUUAUGCCCUUUCAUUCAUUCACAUUUUAACCCUGUCACAGUUGCACCUAUUCUACAUCCUGUCACUGCCUGUAAGCCACUUUUUUGGCCAAGUAAAUCCAAACUGGAUUGAAUGAAUUUACUGAUGUUAUUGUUAAAAUAAUCAGAUUUGUUUCCAAGGAUUUGACAGAUGCUGCUAAUUAUGACAUUCCUUGGCCUUAACAUAGUGUAGAAGGAAUGAUGUGACUUUGCUUCAUGAGCUCAAUCGUUUUGGCCCUUUGCCCAAACUCCCCAGUGGCUUUUUUUGAAUUCAGUAUGAAUCAUCAAAUAUUUGUGUCACGCAGUUAUAAAUAAUGCAACUCAUAAUUCAUACCACUUCUCACUAUAGCAAGACAAAAGGUGGAAAUUACUAAAUUUCUAGAAGCAGGCCAUUACACUUCAUUUUCACUCAGCUCCUACAAAUGAUCUGCAUUAGGGUCCUCAGACUUGAGCACUGUCUAACAGUACCACUAAAGAAUAAACUUGUCUUGAUUAUGUACUGCAGGACAUUACCAGCAGUACACAUGGCAUGCUGUUAUAUAUUUGAUGCUAUAAAUGUAAAAAUGUAUAUUUUAUUACUACCACAAAGAUUUGAAUAUAGCCCUUUACUUCAGAGGAAGCAUGAGGUGAGCUCUCUGAAUCAUUGUAAAAGUAAAAUCUCUACAACUGCUGCAGCUGUACUGCUUCAAAUGAAUAAAACUUUUUGAACUGGUUA